AUGGGCGGGAUCGGCAAGACCACCCUUGCCAAAGCAGUCUAUAACAGAUUACAUUCCAGUUUCGAAGCCUGCAGCUUUCUUGCAAACGUCCGAGAAGUAUCAUCACAUGCCAAUGGCGUUGUCACCUUGCAAGAACAGCUGCUCCGUGACAUUUUCAGGGACAAUAAAACACGUAUAAGCAACAAGGACGAAGGCAUCAGCCAAAUCAGAAGACGAAUUGGUGGUAAGAAAGUUCUUAUUGUUAUCGACGACGUUGAUCAUAAAGAUCGACUUGACGAAUUGGCUGGUAGUCGAGAUUGGUUUGGUGGUAAAAGCAGAAUCAUCAUCACCACUAGAGAUGAAAAGGUGCUAAGUUCGCGGCUGCAUGUCAUCUACAAGCUUGCAGAAUUGGAUUGUGCCCAAUCGCUUCAACUUUUCAGUUGGCAUGCGUUUGGGCAGCCUGAGCCAAGGCCGGAAUACGGCGAAUUGUCGGAGAAAGUUGUUGCUGGUGGUUUACCUUUAUGCCUUAAAGUAUUUGGGUCGCUCUUCUAUGAUAUCGAAAGUUUUGACGAAUGGAACUCGAUGUUGGAAAAGCUGAAAAGAGUCCAAGAUAAAGAAGUUCAUGAGAGAUUGAGAAUUAGCUACGACGGACUUGAUGAGGAAACAAAGUGCAUAUUCUUGGAUAUAGCAUGUUUUUUCAUUGGGAAGGACAGAAAGAAUGCGGUUUCCAUGUGGAAAGGUUCUAAACUCUCCAAUUCCUGCAAUUCGAAUCUUAGAGCGUAA
Messenger RNA from Nymphaea colorata (pocket water lily), 762 nucleotides. Its product is annotated as disease resistance protein Roq1-like. The record is from RefSeq and is a predicted model, not a curated record. Gene Ontology annotation, biological process: defense response. NCBI's taxonomy places the organism in Eukaryota, Viridiplantae, Streptophyta, Magnoliopsida, Nymphaeales, Nymphaeaceae. Bases 1 to 762 code for a protein of 253 amino acids. Gene Ontology annotation, molecular function: ADP binding. The transcript has a single exon.